AUGAACAUAACGCUCUCACGACUCGACAGACUGUACCUCGCGAAAGUAGCGGACCAGGCUGAACGCUAUCAAGAUGUCAUCGACCAGCUUAAGGACGUCAUAAACGCGAACGACGCUCAACUCACCAUCGACGAGCGGAAUCUACUGUCCAUAGGCUACAAGAAUCUCACCGCUAACCUUCGCUCAAGCUGGCGUACCAUCGACACCUUGCAGAAGAAGGAGGCUCUCUUGUCAACACGACAGGAAGUCAAGCUCAUGCGCGUACAGAAGGAGCGGAUAGAGAAGGACAUCGACGCUCUCUGCCGGGACGUCAUUGACCUUCUCGAGCGCACUCUCAUACCGGCCGCGAAUGACGGCGAAGAGAAGGUGUUCUACUCCAAGAUGCGAGGGGACUACUACCGCUACCUCGCCGAGCUGACCCGUCUUAAACCCAAGGAGAACCUAGCGGCUGUGUCACUCGAGGCCUACAAGUUCGCUUACCAGCAUGCGCUCAUCACGCUCCCGCCGACACAUCCGACACGCCUGGGCUUGGCUCUCAACUUCGCUGUAUACUUUCACGACAUCAUGCGCAGCCCUGAACGAGCGUGUCAUCUAGCGAAGCACGCCUUUGACGAGGCUAUAUCGGCGGCCUCCGAGUCACCGUCAGAGGGCACGAACUUGGAGGACUCAUUGAUGAUACUGCAGCUCAUGCGGGACGAUUUGAUCCUAUGGCACGGGGAAAUUGGCAGAGAUUGAGUCGGUACUUUCAAAGGUACACAGUUAUGCCUGUAUCAUACUAUUCAUCGG
This is a messenger RNA of Trametes versicolor FP-101664 SS1, 786 nucleotides long. Its product is annotated as 14-3-3-like protein. The record is from RefSeq and is a predicted model, not a curated record. Gene Ontology annotation, cellular component: cytoplasm. The coding region runs from base 1 to 735 and encodes 244 amino acids. The transcript is spliced from 4 exons. Gene Ontology annotation, biological process: signal transduction. NCBI's taxonomy places the organism in Eukaryota, Fungi, Basidiomycota, Agaricomycetes, Polyporales, Polyporaceae.